Molecule: messenger RNA, 963 nt
Organism: Linum tenue
Lineage: Eukaryota; Viridiplantae; Streptophyta; Magnoliopsida; Malpighiales; Linaceae
Source: the annotation of a GenBank genome assembly
AUGGAAAUCAUAGACCUCAAUAAUGAUACCUUCCUGGCCACGUUUGGAGAGGACCAAGAUUAUCUGAAAGUGCUAACGGGAGGGCCUUGGGUCAUCCUCGACCAUUACCUUAUUGUUCAUCAAUGCUCCUCUUCCUUUCGGACCUCGGACAAGCCUCAUCGAUCAGUGGUCGCAUGGGUUCAACUUCCGGAGCUUCCUGUGCAUUUUUAUCAUCGAGAAAUCCUUUUUGCACUUGGGAAUCUCAUUGGCAGAACAAUUAAGAUUGAUUAUCAUACUGAACAUCUGGAAAGAGGUAAAUUUGCUCGUAUUGCUAUUGAAUUAGAUAUGACAAAACCUUUGCCUACGCGGAUUUGGCUCGACAAUUUCUGGCAAGCAGUCUUAUACGAGAACCUCCCCACCAUCUGUUACCACUGUGGACGAAUUGGACAUCAGGAAGAUAAUUGCCCUCAGGUGAGACAAGAGACACCUUUGGCCAUUACUGGUUUUCUGGAAGCAGAACAGGCUGUCUCACCGGCGACGAGCUCCCAAGAUCCGCCGGCAGGGUUUGGGCCGUGGAUGCAAGUCAUCCGCAAAUCGUGUAAACCAAGUAGGAAAGUUUCAGAACAUGUAACUCAAAAUCGCCAACAAAUCCGGGGUGAAUCAGGCAAGAGCAGCGCCUCUGCAAAAGGAAAGUCAGAAGAUACAUUAGCCAAAGGAAGUCGAGAGGGGAAGGGGAAAGGGAAAGUGGAACAAAGCUCGGGUAAUAAAAAGGGAACUUCUGCUAGUCAGAAAACGGCCUCUGCGAAAGAAGAGGAUGGGCUCAACGGUAAGAAAAAAGCUCAAGUAAUUAAAGAAUGGCGGCCCAUCGAUUCCAGAGAACCCAAAACAGGACAAGAUAUUGGGCUAAACGAAGACAUGCCUACACUAAAGAGCCUCGAAGCAUCCUCUUCAGGCACCAAGGAGAUUGUGGUAACUCAACGAUAG